Messenger RNA from Lytechinus variegatus (green sea urchin), 1728 nucleotides. RefSeq names its product cystine/glutamate transporter-like. Gene Ontology annotation, cellular component: membrane. NCBI's taxonomy places the organism in Eukaryota, Metazoa, Echinodermata, Echinoidea, Temnopleuroida, Toxopneustidae. The transcript has 12 exons. Gene Ontology annotation, biological process: amino acid transmembrane transport. Gene Ontology annotation, molecular function: L-amino acid transmembrane transporter activity. Bases 137 to 1606 code for a protein of 489 amino acids. The record is from RefSeq and is a predicted model, not a curated record.
GUCUUACUGAUAGUAUUCAUUGACUUGUAUUCGAACAAGGUACCAGUUGGUGUGCAGAGGGGAAAGGAGCCUCAAACACGGUUAAGGGUAAAUAUUUUGUUCAGAUAAGUUUGGUGGAUAUAAGAUCGGAUAAAGGAUGGGUGAUCCGGACAAAGAUGUCGACCAGAUCCCCGCUGCGGAGAGACCUGGUGGUGAGAAAGUGGUCCUGAAACGGACAUUAGGACUGGCUAGUUGCAUCAGCUUCAUCAUUGGAAUAGUUAUUGGAACAGGAAUAUUCGUCUCACCCAAGGGUGUCCUGCGAGGGGUUAAUGGUUCCGUUGGCUGGGCAAUGAUCCUCUGGACCCUCUGUGGCCUCAUCUCGAUGACAGGCGCCCUCUGCUACGUGGAACUCAUCACCUCCUACACCAAGUCAGGUGGUGAAUUCACCUUUCUACUUGAUGCCUUUGGUCCAGUAGUGGCCUUCCUUCGCAUGUGGACAUUGCUCUUCCUCAUCGGGCCAUCGGCCAACGCUGUUCAGUCACUUACCGUCGCCAACUACCUUACCGUGCCGUUCUUCGGGUGCGACGAGGUUCCUCCGCCACAGUCCGCGGUUGUUCUGAUUGCCAUCUGUGUUCUGUUUUUAAUCUUCUUUGUAAACUGUAUUAGCGUGAAGUGGACAGCCCGACUUCAGGUGUUCUUUACAGUAGCGAAGGUCUUCGGUCUCAUCAUCCUCAUCAUCACCGGACUUGUCUUCAUCUUUAAGGGUCACGUGUCAAACCUUCAAAAUGCUUUUGAGGAUACGGAUAUUAGCAUCAAGGGUGUCCCACUCGCCAUCUAUUCGGGAAUAUUUGCAUAUGCGGGCUGGGACUACAUUUCUUCCAUGACAGAAGAAGUUAAGAAACCAGAAAAAACGAUCCCGAUUAGUGUGAUGAUAUCGAUGUCGACCGUCAUCGUCAUCUACCUCCUCGCUAACAUUGGCUACUUUUCUCUGCUGACUCCUCAAGAAGUGUUAUCAUCAGACGCAGUAGGGGCUGACUUUGGGGUGAGGGCAUUAGGCAACUGGUCUUGGUUGAUCUGGCUGUUUGUAGCCCUUUCUGCUGCUGGUAAUCUCAACGGAGCCGUCUUCGGUAGGACCAGAACUUUCUUCGUAGCAGCACGAGAGGGCCUCCUACCAGAAUUCUUAUCGAUGAUUCACAUUAACCAUCUAACCCCGAUUCCUGCCAUCGCAAUUUCGCUCCCUUUUAGUAUCAUGUUCAUCUUGGUGGGUGACGCCCUUGUUCUGAUAGAGUACCUUACAUUCAUCGAUUGGUUCUUCUCGGCCUUGACCAUCGCCAUCAUACCAUACUACAGGUGGAAGUAUAAGGAUAUGAGGAGACCAUUCAAGAUUCCUCUUCCAUUUGCUAUUAUCUUCAUCAUCUUCACUCUGUUUAUCAUGGUGAUGACGUUCUACGCUAAACCCAUUCAUUCUCUUGUUGGAGUUCUUGCUACCCUGGCCGGAAUACCGGUUUAUUAUCUCUGUGUUUGGUGGAACAACAAGCCCCAGUGGAUGAUCAAUGCUACGUUGAAAGUCAACCUGUUAUUCCAGAAGUUUUUCUUUGCUAUCCGACAAGAAGAGAAGACCUAUUAGAAAGACCAGCGGUGACGAAGAAGAAUUCCACCAAUUUCGCAUUAAAGUACAAGUCCACCCCAACAAAAACUUGAUUUGAAUAAAAAGAGAAAAAUUCAACAAGCACAACACUGAAAAUUUCA